AUGGCUCUGAAAUGUGUCCACAAGGGUUGUGGCAAGCAGUUUGAGGACCCCGAAGAGCCCUGCCACUACCAUCCCGGCCCGCCUGAAUUCCACGAGGGGCACAAAGGCUGGAAAUGCUGCAAGCCCCGUGUUCUGAGCUUCGAGGAGUUCCUGGAGAUCCCGCCGUGCACCGUUGGGAAACACUCGACGGUCGACGACACGCCGGCCGCAGCGGCCCCCAAGGCCGGCGCCGAAGCUGCAGAAGAAGCUGAAGCUGCCAUCCGCAAGACCGUUCCCGUCUCGCAGACCAGAUCCAGCCACCCGCCCGACACGCUCAGCACCAGUGCCAUACCGACACCGUCGCCAAGCGCACCCCCCGCUCCUCCAGAAUCAGAGUCCGAUGACCCGUCGCUAGAUAUUCCCGCAAACGCGGAGUGUCGGCGGAAAAGCUGCGCGGCAAAGUAUGCAGCUGGUGCCGCUAGGGAGGAAGAGCAAUGUGUGCACCACCCCGGCCAGCCGAUCUUUCAUGAAGGAAGCAAAGGGUGGAGCUGCUGUAAACGGCGAGUCCUGGAGUUUGAUGAAUUCAUGAAGAUCCCCGGAUGCAAGACCAAGACGCGACAUCUAUUUGUCGGGCCGGGCAAAGCAGCGGAGGAGAAGGUCGACACUGUUCGAACGGACUUCUACCAAACCCCCUCCACCGUGAUCGUAUCCUUCUACCUGAAAAAGAUCGAUAAAGCUACAGCCAAAGUCAACUUCUCGUCCCCAACCACAAUCGAAUUCGACCUCCCGACCACAGACAACAAGCGAUUUAUAGACACAUACGACCUCUUCGCGCCCAUCGAUACGGAGAAAUCAGAGUACAAGAUCAUGGGCACAAAGAUGGAACUGACGCUGGCAAAGGCAGACGGUUCGGCGUGGCCUGUAUUGCGAAGUAAUGAUAGAAGAACCGGGGAGAUCAUACAGACGGGGCGGGCGACAAAGGCAUGA
Molecule: messenger RNA, 966 nt
Organism: Ophidiomyces ophidiicola
Lineage: Eukaryota; Fungi; Ascomycota; Eurotiomycetes; Onygenales; Onygenaceae
Exons: 3
Coding region: 1-966 (321 amino acids)
Source: RefSeq, a predicted model, not a curated record